AUGUGCGGCAAUUCCAAGCUGAAGGGCUAUACUUCAAUGGUGAAGCUCCAAUACGGGCUCUCUCUGCACUGGAAGGCCACCAAGGGCAAACACAUCCACUUCGCCAUCCAAGCGCACCCGGGAUCCGCGGCGCACAAGGCGGGCUGGUUCGCCGUCGGCUGGUCGCCCAGCGGCGACAUGGGCGGCAGCAACGUCGUCGCGUACGAGACGGGCACAGGCACCGCGUCGCCGUACGAUCUCCAGGGGCAAUCCGCCGCCGUCGCCGCCACGUCGUGGGCGCCCGGGUCGCUGGAUGUUACCACCGGCAAGAAGGGCGGCAUUAUCAUCAAGUUCACUCGCUCGGCCGGCGAUGGCUCAUCCGUGAAGGUCCACAACAGUGGGGGAGCCAACAUUGUGUUCGCAUACGGACCUGACUCUAACGUCGCCCUGCACACCGAUGCGUAA
Molecule: messenger RNA, 444 nt
Organism: Closterium sp. Naga37s-1
Lineage: Eukaryota; Viridiplantae; Streptophyta; Zygnematophyceae; Desmidiales; Closteriaceae
Source: the annotation of a GenBank genome assembly